AGUUCAUCGUCAGCUUUGCGCAGUGGCAUUAUCGUAACCAAUGAGGUCUAUCCGAGGUGCGAUUAUUGCUAGUUGAAAACUUUAACCAAUACCCCGCCAAGUGCACGUGAAAUACCGUGCGCUAAGGCAAUUUUUGUGGGCCUCCAUGGAGGCCGUCUGAAAUAAUCAAUUUAAUAGUUCGUUUCUUGAGGUUAAGCUCAGAAACUUCAGGAAGUUUUUAAUGAAGAAUCAUUGACAAAAUGACUUCAUUUAGGUUUGAUGAUCUGUCCUGGGGAAGUUUGAGGAAAAUUUGUAAAGAAGUGGAGAAGUGAUCAUUACCGAGAACUGUCACUAUUUGAUAGUUAAGUUGUCAAACUACAGCAUAUAGUUUUUGCGUUUCCUAAAAUCAGAUAAAAGUUCUAUGAAAAACUCCUGCGAAAGGCGAAAAGUUAGUGAAUGUUAAAGUUACAGUGAUUUCAGAACUGAAAAUGGAUGGAAUCUUUCUUGAACGGGUGAGCGAAAAUAAUGAAAAACGUAAACCUCUCAUUAUUUACCAAGGGACUUUUUGUAUUAUUUUUAUUGCCUAGGGAGAGAAAGAUAACUUCUCACUAGAGAAACGCAAUGAACUGUAUACUAAAGUACUUGUAUACAGUUCAUUGGGGAAACGGAGUAAAUAAUAGUGUCUUCUCAGGCAGCAGGAGGCGGCUGGACGUCUAUGGUUUGUUUACGUCUGACAGAAUUGUUGCGCUUGCGCAAAUGAUGGAACAAAUCUCCGGUUCGAACGUCCUGUGUCCUGAUCUCGUGUGUUUUUAUCCUUAUUAACCCAUGUUAACUACAGAUUAAUUAUCAACAAAAACAAGUCAGAUUAUUAAGGUGCACAUUUCUACAAUACGCCGGAGUGAAUUAACAAUGGCUUCAUACACCCCCAAUAGAACAGUAUCGAAAGAGGAGCUGUAUCGAACGAUGAACGCUUCAGGGGUGCUGGAACGGAGCCUCAUUCUCAACAAGAAGCGCAGCAAGCUGAAAGAGAGUUUAGUAUGGUGUGGAGUCAAUGCCGCUUUCCUAGCCAUCGUCGUUUACGAUAUUACGCAGACAUGCCCCUGGGCAAUGGGGUUCUACCAUUACUUUGAGUAUAGUCUGACUGUAGUGUUCAGUCUGAACGUUCUCUACUACUUGGCGCGGAUGAUUCGGCUGUACUUUUCUUGCGCUGACCAGAUUGCCGUUACAGCCGAACAGAAGAAGCUGCUGGGCGUCCCAGAUGCAGAUCCCAACUACACCCUGAUUAACUCGGCGAAAUCACCCGUAAAACGGCUGAAUAGCUUCUCGUCCCCCCAACAGUCGAUGAACUUGAGCGGCUUUAGUUGGACGCCGCAGGCCUCCCCUGGCCAGGACACCACCCCCAUGAACAUGACCGCCCUCAGCUGGAGGUCCUUCGUUUCACCCAAUCAGAGUCUGAACUAUUCCACCCAGUCCCCGUCGUGGGGCUGCGCCAAGCGGACCGAGAACGGAAAGCAGGUGAGCUUCCAAAAUGUUUCCUCAAUGCAGCACCUUGAGGAUGACGAUGAGGAGCUGGCGAAGCAGCACCCCAAGCCGGACGAUGGCAAAAUCACGCAGAACAAUCUCCUGAGCUCGUUCUGGAGCCACCCAAUCACGCAAACUUCCAAAGAUAUGAGCUCGUUUCUGAGGAAGAACCAGUACCAGUUGUCCACGCAGUCUACCACGAAGCAUUUGAGUGGAAGCCCGUCAGGCAACCCGGACGAUAAAAGCAGCGGCAAUGUGACCGCUUUGGAGGUCUGGACCAGGAUCAAUGUGGAUACUGUGGCCUUAACGCAAUGGAAUGAAAACUUGAGAAUGUGGUUGUCGCAGACAAUCCUGGAGCGUCUGGUGAAGGAGUUCGACUUGAUCAACAGCUCUCUGGAGAAGCACAACAUGUCCGACAUCAAAAUUGGAAACGUUGGCCUGGACCGGCUGAGGAAAACUGCUCUAACGGUAGGGUUUUCCGCGAAAACUUCCCAUUUUUACCCUCGAAUGUUCCAGAGCCAAGUGGCUCAUUUCAUUCCCUCGAUGUCGACCAUCCUGUCGUUCUUGGAGCUGCACGCCAAUCAACAGUACUUAACCAAGCGAAUCCGGGAACUAUCCAGAGGCGGCUGCAUGAGCGAGUUUAAGUGGAACGGCGGCAGCAAAUUCAACGGAAAGGAAUGGGAUGAAUCCCUACCAACCGAUUGCACUAUUAUCAUGCAUUUGUUGUCCUGCUAUCUGGACACUCAGCUGAUGCCCUCGCCGAAUCUACCGGACACAAAAGCCUUCAGUGGACAUUACUAUGUGAAGGCAACGGAUAAAAUGCCCGCCUUGACGCCCAACAGUCUGUUUAUACAGGAAGUGAGCGAAAAGCCGCCUCAUUAUCGCGUCAUAGUGGGCGAGCAAAUCUACGAAAUGGUCAAGGGCUACAACAAUCUGUUCCACAGCAUCGUGUUCUUUAUCUAUCACGUUAACAAGUUGGAACAGGGCAUGCUGGGCAGAGUGAACUUGGGCAGAGCCGGCGUGAACAUGUUGUGGAUCAUUGGCCAGAAGGAGUGAAUGGAUGGAGUAUGGGGAAUUUUACUACUCAGACCCGAUAGAAUACGUCUUAACAGUAUUGCGAAGUCUCAUUUGUGCCAAACUGAUAAUAAUAAUGUUUUUCAAUGAUUUA
Molecule: messenger RNA, 2668 nt
Organism: Dendroctonus ponderosae (mountain pine beetle)
Lineage: Eukaryota; Metazoa; Arthropoda; Insecta; Coleoptera; Curculionidae
Product: transmembrane protein 209
Exons: 11
Coding region: 889-2556 (555 amino acids)
Cellular component (GO): membrane
Source: RefSeq, a predicted model, not a curated record